Molecule: messenger RNA, 2436 nt
Organism: Danaus chrysippus (African queen)
Lineage: Eukaryota; Metazoa; Arthropoda; Insecta; Lepidoptera; Nymphalidae
Source: the annotation of a GenBank genome assembly
AUGUGCAAGGAAUAUACAAUGGUAAAGGCUCCCGCUUACUACAUGGGUACCCCCGCUCCUAGUACCCUUCCUCGUGGAGGGUCUCUUCUUCGUGCUUUUUCUCCCGCUGCUCCCCCUGUUCCAGCUGAUCGCGUCAAAGCAUUACCACCAGGUCCUACAGCGCCCAGCAAACCGGUCCGCUCGUACAUCCCGGGAAGCGGAUCGGAGCGGUGUUUCCCCUUUGCCUCAGCUGAAUGCCCUCGCGGUACCGACCAACUAUACUCUAUCCCUGCUCAUUCUGGUGAUGGAUACAUGUCAUCUCCCGAACGUAGCGCUCCACGGCCUUAUGAAGAUCCUUACUACACUCAAUUCCUUGGACCAUCUCCUGGAAGGGCUGGAAUCGCUCCAGUUAUUGAUGAAGAAGCCAAUGACACGGUGAUAAUAGAUGAUGCAUACCAAAUGUAUGGCGUAAAUGCAAUAACAACAGCACCUCGGCCCAUGCCGCGGCCCGGCCCAUACGAAAGGCUUGGCGCACCUCUGGAAGAUAUGCAGCGUCUUCGUGUAGAGAAGAUGGAACGUCAGCUCGCAAACCUGACGGGACUCGUACAGAAGGCUUUGCAGGUCCCAGCGGUGGUGCCAGCACCUCCAGCCGUGGCUCCUAGGCAGGAGUAUCAACCCUACGCUGCAAGACCAACUACGCAAGAUGCAGCACGAUUUGCCAGCACCGAGAGACCUCCAAAAUUAGGCAAAGACAGAUUUCAAAAAUCUGUCUCUUUUGAGAAAUCGGUAUCCUUUAGCGAUGACCCACCAGAUAUGAAUUCUCCCAAACAGCAUUCGCCUCAGCACUCAGCUGAUACAAAACCAACAAAACCGGCAAUCAAGUCAUCUACAUUGCCGAGGACAUCAUCUCAAGAACGUGAUCGCUUGAAGCCCGCUCCGCCUCCCAAGCCUGUUGGACUCGUGGGCCAGCAGCUUCCUUUGCCACCUCAGAAGACCUGCACUCUUAACGUCAACCCAGAUUUCUUUAAUCAGCUACGCUCUCUCCAGAAGCAAAGCCGUGAUCUACGUAUUGAGACCCGCAAUCUUCGUCGGUCUACUUUAAAUCAAUCCAUGCAGAUGAGGCAAUUGAUGGCCGAUACCAUUACAAAAAUUGGUGCCAUCGCUGCGAGCUUUUGUCAGGAAGAUCCAGACUCGCAAUUGACUCGCGAAGAGGAGAUCUAUCGCCAGGAUAUGCUGCUUUUGGAGAACGAUUUGUAUGAAUUAGAGGCCACAGUUGAACGUCUACGUGGCCAAGCGGCUAAUAGUUGCAGGGAAACCCGCGUCAAUAUGGCGGACAUCGAGCGCAUUGCAAUGGUGCUUUCAAAGAGCAGCAAAACUGUAGCUGACUGGAAACUGAAAUUCCCGAUCCUUCAGGAAACAAUGAAGACUAAGCUUGCUGGUGAAAUGGAAAAGGUGGUCCGUAAGGAGAAAAUGCUUGAAGACGAACCAGAGCGUUUGGAGCUUGCUCUGCGUCGCUGCAAAAAAUUGACAGGCACGCUGGUGACUUUGAAGAGGUUGGCUUGCGUCCAAGAACAGCGCCUGCCGGUCGCCGAUGGCCGCGUGUCUCCGAGCUCAUCCCAGAGCUCCAUCACUGUGGGUCCCUCAUCUGAGGAAUACACUUCUGAAACCGCAUGUGCUAGUGCGCCCACCAACAAGGCCGCCAGCUCCGGGCGAGGUGCUGCGCCCCGGGGAGCAACGGAGCUGCGGCCAGAGAACGCCCUCGAUGCGUUACUAGACGAACUGCAAACUUUCGCCAAACCGGCGGAACGCGGCGGGCGCGGCGACCCCCGAGACGCUCCUCUGCGCCGCCUCCACUCUUACCCCAGCGGCAGCGACACUGAUGCUUCCCCCCCGGUACGUGCUCGCGGCCAACACCCUCCGAAACCUCCAGUACCGGAGCGACAUCCUGAACUUCUAGCGAUGGCCGUCCGCCGCGCCCCGCCGCCGCCGCCGCCCCGCACCACCUCCCGCUCUCCCCUGGCCUCACCGACCUCACCACCCUCGCCCCCCUCGCCGCACUCCCCCCGCUCACCCCCUUGCCUAACACACACCGCUGAAAUCAACGACGACAAAAACGCCUCGCGUCAAGCUCUCCUAGAACAACGCCACCAGGAGCUCCUUAAGAAACAAAAGGCACUACAGGAACAAUACGCCAGACUGCAAAUGAUCCAACGCAGUGGGCCCACAUUACCGAUUAACGCUCAACCUGACUUGAAAAAAACUGGCAGUGAAUCUAAUCUCCUCACUAAAUUAAAUCUCAAUCUAGCACCAGCGAAUAUGUCCGGCAGUAUGACACAUUUAGCAGGAGAUAGUAAAAAGAAACAAAACGAUUUACCUUCAGAGCAACAGAAUCCUAAGGAGACAGUGCCUGACGCGAUGGCCACUACUAAUAAGGUUUACGAGACUGACAUACUGUGA